Cinara cedri is the source of this 408-nucleotide messenger RNA. The record is from the annotation of a GenBank genome assembly. Lineage: Eukaryota; Metazoa; Arthropoda; Insecta; Hemiptera; Aphididae.
AUGAAGUUUAAGCUAGCAGUAGUUUCUUGCCACUUCUUGCGUCUAUUUAUGUUCAAUGUUCUUACAAACCUAUCUGACAAAGUAAGUCCUAACGAUGUCGCAACUAGAUUAAUGAGAGUGGCCAAGACCAAAAUGGACAGAGAACAAAAAACAGACAUUAAGAAACGCUUACGGUCAAAAAAGAAAGAGAUGGUAACAAGUGCCAUCUACAGCUCGGAUUUCUCUACAGACGAUAUUAGAAUGGUACUUAAAGAAAUAAAACUGAAUAAAGCAGCUGGGUUUGAUGGUAUAUAUUCGGAAUUUUUUAAGCAUAGUGGCCAUAAAACGCAAGCAUGGCUAGCUGCUUUUUGUAGUGACAUCUUGGACACGGCGUCUUUGCCGAACUUGUUCAAAUGUAGCAUUCAUUGA